UUCCCCGGCGCUCAAACUGACGUGUCAAUUUUUAUUGUUCCGAAAUCUAACUGCAACUGAAAAUAAAAUUAGCUAAAUGUUAGCUAGACGAUCGCUUUUCCUUGUUGAUCGGCCCACUAUUUUCGCGGCCCAUAACCCAGUAGUGACCAGGAGGAAAUCGAUUUGGAGUCGGAUUAGAAAGUCUAAUACCCGAAAUACCCUCAGGACCAGAAACUCGAUUUUGAGUCGGACCACGAGCCCGCGCGGAGCCAGCCUGUGUUUUUGCCGCAUAUAAAGACAACCCCAGAGCAAAUGGCCGAAUCCCCAAUCCAGCAACGGCCUCUAAUUCCCAUUUCAAUCUAGUAACAAGCACCGCGCGGUCCAUCCAUCCAUCCAUCCAUGGCGCAGCCGCCGCAACCCACCACGACCCACGUCCCGGCGCUGCGCAGGUCGCCGCUGUACAUGGCGGAGUUGCCCGCCGGCUUCGUCUUCCGGCCCAAGGGCCGCUGCCUCGUCGACCGCUACCUCGUCCCCAGGGCGAUCCAAGGCCGCGUCCCCGACGACGCCAUCCAGGAUGCCGUCGCCGACGGCGUCGACGUCUACGCCGCGCGCCCGGACGCGCUGCCCUUCCCGGGCUGCCACCGCGGCCAGUACAACGGCAACUUCGAGAACUGGGGAUACUUCUUCGCGACGCGGCCCGCGGCGGCGGGGGCGGGUGGCAACGACGACGACGUCCGGGACGUGGCGGCGGGCGGGUGCUGGUGCCGGUACGGCCACGAGAAGGAGUACGCCGGCGACGACGGGGAGGUGUACGCGUUCCGGACCAGGCACGCGUUCUACGAGGCGGCGGACGGCGGCAAGCUGAUGCCCUGGCGGGCGAAGGAGUUCCGCCUCAACGAGGGCGCAGCCCGCUUCCGCGGCGUCACGUUCCACCCCAGCGCCAAAGACCUGGUCGUGUGGAAGGUCUACUACGAGGUGGAGGUCCCCGAGGAGGAGCUGGCAGAGGAGUACUUCGACAGCGACGACGACGACGACUUCGAGAAUAAAGCGAAGAGGAUCAGGGUGGGAGAUGUGAUCGCCGCCCCCGCUGCCCAGGCUGCAUGAUCGUGUGGACGCCUUCGUAGCGCAGGAUCCGAGGAGGAGCGGUUGCGGAACUUGCGGUUCAGAUUGGAGUAGCAGAUGCAGAGUAACCGCUUAAACAUUGUGCAUGAUGCUUUAGUUUUGUAGUCGGUUCGUUUUUCCUGGAUGAGUUGCCGUUUUGAUAAAAGAAGGAAAAUGGAUAAUCCGUGUCUUAGGUUUCGAGAAAGCAAUGUAAUUUUGCUUCUGAAAUUUCAUAUUACGUAUUCUAAACUUACUUCAGGUUCCAUCCAAAUUGCUAAUUGAU
Messenger RNA from Phragmites australis (common reed), 1363 nucleotides. RefSeq lists its product as uncharacterized. Bases 379 to 1083 code for a protein of 234 amino acids. Gene Ontology annotation, molecular function: DNA binding. Gene Ontology annotation, biological process: regulation of DNA-templated transcription. NCBI's taxonomy places the organism in Eukaryota, Viridiplantae, Streptophyta, Magnoliopsida, Poales, Poaceae. The transcript has a single exon. The record is from RefSeq and is a predicted model, not a curated record.